AUGCGGUACACUUCGAGCCUUACCCUGCACUUUCUACUUUCAGCUGCUGCUGUUCAGGCUCAGCAGACCCUUUGGGGACAAUGUGGCGGUGCUGAUUGGUCGGGACCCACGAGCUGCGUGGCAGGAGCAGCGUGUAGUACUCAGAACCCGUACUACGCACAAUGUGUCCCUGCCACUGCGACCACCUCGACUACUUUGAGUACUACGACUCGCGCCACCACCACAACCACCGGAGGAUCAAGCACGACCAGAACUUCAACUUCAGCAACCAUCACCUCUGCGCCAUCUGGUAACCCAUUCAGUGGAUACCAGCUAUACGCAAACUUAUACUAUGCAUCGGAGGUGCAAAGCCUGGCCAUACCAUCCCUGACGGGCUCUCUGGUCGCGAAGGCUAGUGCCGUGGCAAAGGUGCCAUCGUUUGUAUGGCUAGACACAGCUGCCAAGGUCCCGUCCAUGGGUACCCAUCUAGCUGACAUCAAGGCGAAGAACGCCGCCGGCGCCAGUCCCCCAGUUGCAGGUAUUUUUGUGGUUUACGAUCUGCCUGACCGGGACUGCGCCGCUCUGGCUAGCAACGGCGAGUAUGCAAUUGACAAGAAUGGUGUCGCAAAUUACAAGACAUACAUUGAUUCUAUCCGGGCCCAGCUCCUCAAGUAUUCCGAUGUGCAUACCAUCCUCGUGAUCGAACCCGACAGUCUCGCCAACCUCGUAACUAACCUGAAUGUUCCGAAAUGCGCCAACGCCAAAAGCGCCUAUCUCGAAUGCGUUGACUACGCACUGGAGCAGCUGAAUCUGCCCAACGUGGCAAUGUAUCUAGAUGCUGGACACGCUGGAUGGCUCGGCUGGCCCGCGAACCUCGGCCCUGCCGCCGAGCUCUAUGCAUCAGUAUACAAGAACGCGGGGUCCCCCGCCGCCGUGCGCGGUCUGGCCACCAACGUCGCCAACUACAACGCCUGGUCGAUCGGCACCUGCCCCUCAUACGCAGAGAGCAACACCGUCUGCGACGAGAAGAAGUUCAUCAACGCGAUCGCGCCUCUCUUGCAGAAUGCUGGUUUCCCAGCCCACUUCAUCAUUGAUACCUCCCGCAACGGCGUCCAACCCACGAAGCAAAACGCCUGGGGCGACUGGUGCAAUGUCAUCGGCACCGGGUUCGGUGAGCGAUUUACCACCAACACGGGCGACUCGUUGGCCGAUGCGUUUGUGUGGAUCAAACCCGGUGGCGAGAGCGAUGGGACGUCUGAUAGCUCGGCGACGCGAUACGAUGCGCAUUGCGGAUACAGCGAUGCGUUGAAGCCGGCGCCUGAGGCGGGGACUUGGUUCCAGGCGUAUUUCGAGCAGCUUUUGGUUAAUGCUAAUCCUUCGUUCUAAGUCGGUGAUGGAUGGGAGGGGAAAGUACUUAUGGGUACCUAAGUGAGGAUGAAGGGGUUGUUCGUGG
Aspergillus steynii IBT 23096 is the source of this 1432-nucleotide messenger RNA. RefSeq names its product putative cellobiohydrolase (gene cbhC). Gene Ontology annotation, biological process: cellulose catabolic process. The record is from RefSeq and is a predicted model, not a curated record. Gene Ontology annotation, cellular component: extracellular region. Gene Ontology annotation, molecular function: hydrolase activity, hydrolyzing O-glycosyl compounds; cellulose binding. NCBI's taxonomy places the organism in Eukaryota, Fungi, Ascomycota, Eurotiomycetes, Eurotiales, Aspergillaceae. The transcript has 8 exons. The coding region runs from base 1 to 1365 and encodes 454 amino acids.